AUGUCUACCAUUGGCUCCCCCAUUUCGCGUUUACCUCAAGAGAUUCUCCUCGAAAUCUUUCACGUCGGUUCCUGCCUAACAGGCAGUCCGUUUGACGCGAUGGACUUCUCCAUCUUAGUUUCGUUGGUCUGUUACCAGUGGCGCACCCUGGCCUUAUCUUCAUCGCGAUUAUGGUCCACCAUUUUGUUGGAGUUUGGACAGGACGACUCUUGGCCUGCAGAAAUCUUACACGAGAGCGCGAAAAGUCGCUUCCGACACGUCCCUCAGUUCUUAGAACGCUCCCGUCAGGCCCCUCUUCGGGUUUUUCUUUCCAUACGAGCGUUUGAAGAUGAAUCCGGUCAAUACCAACACGAAAAUGUUGACUUGUGCACCAAAGGGUUCAACUUCCUGCUUGAGGCUGUAGGCAUUCUUCUUGCCCCCCACGGGGCUCGCUUCCGCGAGUUCCAUCUUCUUAGUGGAUCCAUCGCUCCAAUCAUUGAGAUCCUCGCCCAUCUUCCACCGUCCGCCAUGACACUUCUGGAAACCCUGGAAAUCCACUGUUCAGUUCCUCACCAAUCCUAUAUUGGUGACUUCGAGCCUCAGGGAAUCGAUCAUACCCUUUCAACAUUCUUGAACCCCUCUGGGAGCGGAGGGAGAGAGGCCGUAGCAUAUUUUGCUAAUGCGUAUCCCCGUCUGAAAGAUGUGACUCUAUGCGGGAUACCCCUCCCUUGGAGUUCAUUUGCCCCACGUAACCUCACUUCGUUAACCCUCAACUUUCUACCGAUCGACGUUCGACCUCGGGCUGAGGAUCUUCGGGCGCUGCUCCUCGGAAACGCGCACUCUCUGGAGACGUUGUCAAUUCAAGGUUCUGCACCCUGUGAGGAGGGCAAGCCGUUCACCCUCCCCAAAUUGGUAACUCUCUCUUUGGGUUACGCGUACCCGGAAGAAGUGUCUUACCUCAUACCCAACAUCCGAGUACCCAACCUCAAAAACCUGAUAGUCAAGGAUCUGCGCCGCUGCCUGUCUACUUCCGAGGAGGAAGUGGUGGCGUCUGCUGAUCCUUACAGCACCAUAUUGCUCUUCGCCGCCUUAUGUAGACAUUUUCCCCUUCGCACACUCGAGGAACUGACGUUAUGCUACGUCCUCUUCGCUCCCCCCUCUCCCACUUUUGCCCUACGUCGCCCACCCCCCGAUCUCGCGACAACCUCCUGGCCACACUCGUUUUUCUCUCAUCUCAUCUCACUGAAGUCGCUCAAAGUUCACGACCCUGACGAGGGAAUUCUAAAAUCUUUGAACUCCCUUUAUUACAAACCCCAAGUCUCAAAGGAAAUGCAGAGAGUAUACGUCACCUUCCCAAGACUACAAUCUCUACAAUUGCAUUGCAGGGCCUCCGAUCGCGACCUCGUUCGUAGGUUUCUGAACGAUCGCAUCAUGUAUAUUCAACUCGCCCGGAGAUACAACGUGCCCCGGCUGAAAGACAUCACCGUCUCCGCAGCCGCAAAAUGGGCACACCAGCUCGACAUACCUGGACUAGCCUUAAUCGCAGAUCAAGUCACAGGAAUCGAGAAUCAUUGGCCACGUGGCAACGCCACUGCUCCGACCUUUGUCCAACCUCCAACGCCGACACUGGAUACUCAAGCGCUGUCCGCUAUUUCACAUGUUCGUGAUUACUCCACAAUUCAAACUCGGGAAUACUACAUGCGGUUUCUCACCUCUCAUCGAGCCACUCUCUCCGUCAUUCGCCGAAUCCCAAAUGAGCUCUUGGAUAGAAUCUUUACUAUGGUUGCAGAAUCUAAUUGUGGACAACCCUGGACGUUGGGACUCGUGUGCCGCCGGUGGUGGAUAGUCGCUUCAUCAUCCAUUCCUCAGGUACGACCCAGUGGGGAAUAUGCCACUAUUUCGUGGAAAAAGAGCGGCUCAUCCUCCAUGGUGAAUCCGUACAUGUACCGGUCGCUCAAGCCAAUAUCCAUUUCCAUUCAUAAUGUUGAUCCUACUUUAGGUGCCAAAGCGUACGAGGCUGAAGCAUCUGAUUCAAAUCUAUGUCUCGCCAGCGAUCGUUGGGUAUCGCUAUCAUUGGACUUGGGGAACACGAAUUUCACCACUCUCUCUCAAACUAUCCGAAAUAAUCUCCCUCUCCUGCGCUCCCUCAACAUUAAAUUAACUUCGAAACCUGAAGGAUGGUUGGGCGGUUUUCUCAACGCCUUUGAGAACGCCCCGCAACUGCGAGAGCUUGAAGUGGAGGCCCAUUCCUCCCAUUUUUUGGUGCUUCCAUGGCACCAGAUAACUCGAUAUGUUGAGCGUUGUCAAAUGCCCGUCGCUCUCACAAGGCUUAUACGGGAUGAUUCUAUCUUAGAAGAUCUCACUUAUAUUGUUUCCUCCACCACCAUACAUUUCCCACCAGCAACUCUAAAGCAUCUCGAACACCUUGAUAUCAGGGCCCCGGGUGCAUCGCUAUAUUACACCCUCACAGUCCCAGCUUUGAAGCGUGUACGGUUGCAGCUCGACACUGGGGACGCUAUUGAAAAAAUAAUCCAUCUGAUACAACAAUCGUCCUGUAAUCUUACGAAGAUCUCGAUCCAUGCUCGAUCUAUGGAAGAAUCUAGUCUGUUUACCCUUCUACAACUAACGCCACAGCUCCUAGAAUUGGAAUGCAAUGACCUUCCAAUUAGCGAUCUCCUUAAUCUAACAUUUUUUCCCAAUAUACUUCCCAUCGCCCCCCUCCUAAAAAAGCUAGUGUUGCACUGUUCUUCAAGAGCCUUUUACCAGGAACUCAUGGCGAUGAUAGAAUCCCGGGCUAAGUUCGGGGAGCGAUACACACGGAAACUUCCUCCUAAUUCUGUGGAGCGCUUGGAUGUUCAAAUGGUAUUUCCAAGCUCCGAGGAGUGUGUGGAAGCGCAUUCACUCCUUGAGGGAUGGGAACAGCCAUCGACAGCCAAAUUCUUGAAGGUCAAGAAUAUGGCAGCACAACUCCAGUCGACACUCGAUGUCUGGCGUCGGCCUCAACUUCGAAAUGGAAUAAUUCAGUCCGUUCUGGAUGUGAAAAAAACAUGUAUCGAAGCCGAACGUCUGAUCCUGGAUGUUAUGUUUUUGAAUACGUCAAGAGUCCACAAGGCGGUCUAUGAAAUAAUUCAGAUGGGACCAAAUAACAUACCCUAUGAAGAGAAGUAUCGGUUCUACAAGCGCGCAGAAGCUCUUAUUCACGAAUGGACUCCGCUCCUGCUGGCGGAUAUUGAUAGUCGUUGCUGGAUUCAGCAGGGGAAAUAUUCUCUUUUAUACGUUGGAGAGAAACAAGCGGAUCCUCCAUACAGAGAUAUUUUAUUCGGGAAGCCACAGGAUGUCGAAGAAUCAGAGUUAUUCUGGUACAGGUGCUCCCCCGAUGAUGGAUAGACUUGUCCGUCUCUCAGCCAGAAAUCCGAGAGGAGAACAACAAUUCUAGGGCUUCCAAUGUGAGCCUAGGAAAUACGUGUGUAGCUAUUACCAAAUCCAAAAUAGUCGUGCCAUAUACCGGCACAACCCAAUUGGAACCAGGUAAUCUCCUAGGAAUACUAUUCAGAGGGGGCAAGGCAACGACCGCGGCGGUUGCGAUGGCAGUCAGAUACUCUGACUACAAUUUUCUUAGGCUUGAUCUAUUGUCCGAUUCUUAUUUAGCAUCUUACUACCUACUCACGAAAUGGAUGAAUGACUCAAAAAUCGUGGGAGACGGGGGUACGCCAAUAUUCGACCUGGUCCCUCAAGCUAGAAUUAAGGUGUCGCGAUUUGCAUAA
Molecule: messenger RNA, 3743 nt
Organism: Laccaria bicolor S238N-H82
Lineage: Eukaryota; Fungi; Basidiomycota; Agaricomycetes; Agaricales; Hydnangiaceae
Exons: 8
Coding region: 1-3366 (1121 amino acids)
Molecular function (GO): protein binding
Source: RefSeq, a predicted model, not a curated record